This is a messenger RNA of Penicillium daleae, 948 nucleotides long. Its product is annotated as SGNH/GDSL hydrolase family protein. The transcript has 3 exons. Lineage: Eukaryota; Fungi; Ascomycota; Eurotiomycetes; Eurotiales; Aspergillaceae. Bases 1 to 948 code for a protein of 315 amino acids. Gene Ontology annotation, molecular function: phosphatidylcholine lysophospholipase A1 activity. The record is from RefSeq and is a predicted model, not a curated record.
AUGUGGCCCUCGACGCCCAUGCACUGGGUUGUCCAAUUUGCCCUCGUAUGGCUGGUCUGUUUGUCUACGCUCGCGGUCGCUGAGCCGUUAUCCGUUGAUACGGUUGUCAAGUCAAUAGGGUUAAAUGGGAAGAUUGAUCUUGAGGGGAGCACUUCUACGCUACAGAAACGCGAUAAUGGGACUUUUCUGUUGCGAGUCAUGCCGCUGGGGGCGUCCAUUACCAUGGGGUAUCAGUCGACUGAUCACAAUGGGUAUCGAAAGGCAUUGCGGCAGCAGCUUCGGCAUGCGGGGUGGCAGGUUGAUAUGAUUGGGAGUUUGAGGAAUGGAACUAUGCAUAAUAAUCAACAUGAAGGCCACUACGGGAACAGAAUCGACCAAGUAGAAACCAAGAUCCAGGCGACCAUCCUCCAAAAACCAAACCUGAUAUUGAUCAAUACUAACCUAACCACCCCAAAAGCCUCCGGAACAAACGACGCCGACCAAAACUACCAAAUAACCACGGCAGGCCUACGCAUGAACACCCUCCUAACAACCCUCUACACCGCCAUCCCAACCACAACAAUAAUCCUCUCAACGCUGCUCCCCAACAAAAAACACCCGGACCAAGUCCACCAAAUCAGCUCCCAAUACCGGGAACUCGUUGAACUGCGUCGACAACAAGGCUACCGCAUCGUGCUCGCCGAUAUGAGCACUUUCAUCAAGAUGUCGCAGCUGGUGGAUGGGACGCAUCCGGGUGAUUAUGGGUAUACGGAGAUGGCGGCGGUUUGGUGGGCUGCGUUUUUGGACGCGGAGGCGGAGGGGUUCCUUGACUUUGCUGAUGGUACGGGGGCUGAUGGGAGGAUUAGUGCGAGUGAGGAGGCAGAGUUGGAUGGUGGUGAUAGUAUUGGGGAUCCUGGGUUGCCGACGAUAUACGGCGCCGGCGCAGCCGGGGGUUACGGAUGCGAGUGA